Molecule: messenger RNA, 918 nt
Organism: Enterobius vermicularis (human pinworm)
Lineage: Eukaryota; Metazoa; Nematoda; Chromadorea; Rhabditida; Oxyuridae
Source: the annotation of a GenBank genome assembly
AUGUUUGUGAUGAAAUCAUCUGAGGAUAAGAAGACAGAAGUUUCGUCUACUGGUCGGAUCACGAGAGUGGACGUCAAGUAUGCAUUUAUAUCAAGCAACAAACUUGGUUCUGUUUUUGUUCCCCCAUCUGCAGCUUUGCCGCCGGACUGCUCAACGCCAGAUCUCACGAAAUACCUUAAAGCUGGUGAUAUAGUUCAUUUCGUUGCAGUACCUCAACGUGGAAAAAACGAGUGCCAGUGGUUGGCAACAAAGGUUGUUGCGGUCAGUUCAGUUACUGAGACCUUUGCUUAUGGUUUUAACGAAGAACUGGGAAUGGUGUUUAUUCCCGGUGCUUCGUUUUCUGCUGCUGAGGUCAGUAAACUGGACAGUUAUAUCGCCACUGGCGACUUAGUGAUUGUGCAGGUUAGAGCGCAAGCCGAAAGAUCAGGAUGUAGAUGGAUUGCAGAAUAUGCCACAAAAAUAUCUUCUCAUUCUUUCUCAGAAAUGUAUCGAAGUGAUGCGGCCUUUGAUUUAGCUUCGGAAGAAAAUAAACUUACUUUCGAUAAGGGAUAUUUCAGAAAAGGAUAUGGGAAAGUCGUUAGCGUGAGCAAGAUGAUGGCAUCUGUACUUGAUUUUUCUGGUGAAUUACUUUUCUGUUCUAGCCUGACUUGGAGAGGUGGUUGUCGAGGGAAUAUGUUUGCUGAAGGGCUCGAUGAAGUCUUGACACCUGGAGAAAGCGUAUACUUUGAAGCUGUACUCACGGAUCAAGGGUGGAGAGCUGAAUUCUGGGACUUUAGUUUCAAUCAGAAACAACUUCACGAAGCUUAUACACAGACUGCAAUAACUUCGGAGGAGAUGAUUCUCAGGUCUUUGGAUACCGAGAUCCUUGACUAUUUAAGGACAAAAAUACCUCACAUUUUAGCAUUUUGCCACCUGUAG